AUGCACAGUUACGAAGAACGACAUCAGUUGUUGUAUGGUCGUACUGCUCAGAGCCAGGCUCCCGCCGAUUAUAAUCCACCAUCAGAUAAAGAUGAGGAUGAUGAUAUUGAAAAGAGAUUCUUUUUAAAGAAUAUUCCUGGUAGACACAAAGUUGAACGCUUUGGUCGUAACGUAGUUCAGGCUAUCCUAAAAUCCAAUCCCACUAAAUUUAAAGAUGUUAGUGCAAACUGGAUAAUCUAUAGAGAGUUAGGUAAUCUUAGGUUUUUUGAGGGAGUCUUAGCGACUCGGAACGGCUCGGAUCUAAACAGUUUCACCCAUGACCAUCCUUUUAAGUUUGUCGACUUUCAGACAGACUUGGAGUCAUCCGGAAACAACUUGAACCACAUCUUUUUGUUGAAAGACAAGCUUCAGGAGAUCGACCCUAAACAUCUCAAGCCAGACCAGAUUCUGGACCUUUCCGUCAGCUUUGCAGUCCUUAUGCGCCAACACCUGGGCGGAAUGGCUGUUAAGAUGCACGAGACCCGCAUGGCUAACGUUCGCGAAGCCGCAGGAGCACACUUCGAGGACGACGCUCUCAACAUGUUCGACCCACAGUCCUUCUAUGACCACACUAAGUCUAUCCUCACCCUACAGACAUACUUUAAGAGCAAGACGGGAACCGACAACCGCCGAGACAAAGGCGGCAACAACAACAACGACAAUAGUCACGGCAAUGGCCGACAUAACUCCGACAAAAAUUGGAACAACAACCAGGACCGCCGCUCACAGAGCCGCUCAGGUCGGGAUUUCAAUAAUAGCAACCGUUCCUCCUCUUCUUUUCAGAGGAACUCCGGAAACCAAAGGCGGAACAGCCAACAGCGCGGACGAAGCACCUCCCGCAGGAACGACAGAUCCCCAAGGUUGGAGGGCGGCUCAAAGGAUUCUUAG
Linnemannia hyalina is the source of this 927-nucleotide messenger RNA. Lineage: Eukaryota; Fungi; Mortierellomycota; Mortierellomycetes; Mortierellales; Mortierellaceae. The record is from the annotation of a GenBank genome assembly.